ACUGACAGCGUUGUCGUGCUGUUAUCUCUGUGGCGCACUAAGCUGCACUUAAAAGUUCUUUUGCAAUUUUAUUUAAUUAUUUACUCGUCUAUUAAUAUAAUAAAAGGUCACGUCAACAUCGCGGUGGCUUGUGGGUAAAUUUUCCGAGCGAAGUCUAGUUAAGUCCGCAACGCGUGAGGCCGCUCUGGAAGACCUGGACGGCCGUCAGCACUCGCGGACUUCCCGGGAACGCGCCCGUACACUCCGCGGGUCUGCGAGUGCCGCAAAGUGCGGACAUUUGGAUUCAGCCUUAAAUGUGGAACUCGGGUUUACUUACCAUCAGGAAACUCCGGUGUCGCUGUGCUUUAACUAAACCGGCGACGUGAUCAGAAAAAGGCUGCUCGAACUCAAGCUUACCGCAUCCUAAGUGUACGUGAAGUCUGACGAUGGGUUUCUGGCAGCCAAUGACUUACCUUAGAGAUUAUGUGUCCCAGCAUCCUCCAGGGGUGACAUUUUUCCUGUGUCUGCUGAGUCUGGCCAUCUCCUUCAUCUGCCUGAGCUCUUACAGCUACACUCACACUCUGCCUAACCCUGACACAGCAAAGGACUGGAACCAUCUACUGUCCUCCUUAUCACAGUUCCAGCUGUGUAUGAAAACCAGCACUAAUUCAUCUGAGCUUGUCUCAUCAGUUCCCUAUCCUCUGAUGGAGAAGGAACAGGACAGAGAGACUCCAGUUAGCUCUACAAAGACUUCUUCUCCUGUCACCCAUUUGCAUCUCAAGGUCCCUCUGGCUGUGACUGCCAGCUCAACCAGUGGCUCUCUGAAAGGCCUAGGUCUAUACACUACCUUGAGAGCCAGUCAGCUACAUCUUGGAGGCAAUGAGAUUGUUAAUGUGACUCUAGAGUUUCUGUCUGGAGAUAGUACGCACACAUGCCUCACCAUUAGUGCCCCAACACACGUCCUGCCCUUGAGCCUACUUCCUCCGGAGUGUCCUGCAUAUGAGAAAUAUAUUUCAUCCGUCCAUGUGGAAGUGAGCAACCAGCUGCCUACAGCAUCACAAACCUGCUAUAGUUUACACUCCAAGAAUGACCCCACACUCACUGUCAUGUUAACACAGGAGGAGCGGAGUGUGGCAGUGCGUCAUCUGUUGGAAGUCAGUGUAUGUCUGCUGGGAGUUUGUUUGAUACUCUGUUUAACUGCAAGUCUCACACAUUCACUCAUACGCCACCACCCCUGGAAUGGACUGGAUCUAAAAAAUGUCCCAUUGAUUGACACCUGAAGAUUUUUCAUCCUCUGGAUCUUGAAGAGAUCAGUUAGUGGUUGAGAGAGAGAAGAGCCAUAUGUAUUGCUGCUUUUAAAGGGGCAAACUUUAUGAACGUGCAAUACUAAAUGAGUGGAGCAUCCCUGUUAUAUCAGACUGAAAUUUUAUACAAUACCUGAGUGAGAAAUAUGGUUGUGAUCAAUAAGGAGUUUAUUUUGUAUUUGGACCAUGGUGUAAUGGGAACAACUCUUCAUCUAGUAAUGCCUACAAAGUUUACUGGCCAUACAUUCACUCUCCAGUCUGUUAUGUACAGUGCAAUCCAGGAGUUAUUUGCUUUCUUAAUUGCCUUGUCUACUUCAGUUCCCACAUUUCCCAGGAUUAUUCUUGGUAAUUUUUAGAAAAUGGACAUUACCUGGUUGCAUUCAACUGAGUGAAGGUUUAAUAUACUGAGAAUAAGUGUUUUUCCAGUUAAAAUUCUAAAUUUAAUAUUGUUUUAAACUGAAAAUAGUAGUAUAAUAUACUGUUUUCCUAUCAGCAGGUGUACUAGGCUAAUUUGCAUUGGCUUUACCACUUUAAUUUACAUGUCUGACAUUGAAAGCUCAUUGAACCUAGAUGCCAGAUCUACAGAUCCACAGUUUAAGUAUUCUUGCAUCGACCUACUAAACAGUCUGAUGAAUCAUGACUUGCAUAGCAGUAGAAACUUUAAGAAGUGAGUGUUGAAGAAACACUGGAAUGUUUCUAGCUCUUGCAAGAAAUUGUUGCUUCAAUUUCUAAGCAAGAGAUGGCAUGUAAGGGAGAAAAAAAGAACAUGGGUGCAAAAUCUGUUGAAGUUCAUAUGACACAAUUUUUCAUAUUUGUUAAAUAACAAAGAGUUAUCGGCAAAUUAAGCAAAGUAAAGUGUGUCCAUGGCAGUGACUAGUGUUAUGAACUGACUUGUCCUCCAGGAACAGUGAAUUACUGAAUCUGUCCAGGAUUUUCUGCAAUAACAACAGGGGAAACGGGAUUACUGUCAAGAAGGCAUCCUGUUUUCAAAAACAAUGUACCUAAUUUAAGCAGGAAUUAAACAUUAAUGGUGUGAAAUACAAAUACUAGUUUUCUAUUGUGAAUGUGACUGGAGUUAAUGGACUUUUCAUGGAGUGGCUUUUUGCAAGUAACUCAAGAGCUGUUUCAUUUGGGGUUCUGCCAAGUGAAGGAAAGAUACUGAUGUAAUACUUUAGUCUUUACUUGAUGCACACAUACACAAUAUACUGGUAAUAAAAAAACAUUUAUAUUGACUGGUCUGAAUGACAAUGAACCGUUCAUUACUGACAUGGCGUCAUCAGUUUUUAGUGGAGCCUAGGAGCAGCUAUUGCAGUGGGAGGGAAUUUUCAUGUAUGGUUUUAAUUUUUUUCUUUUAAAAGCCCAGAACAAUUAAAAAAAAAAAAAAACAUACCUUACGUAACUGUUAAGCUUUUCCAAAUAACAUAUUUUUUAGUAUUUGAAUGUUGUUUUCCUGACUUUGUGGAAGCCCAGUUCUUUUCAGUGCAGUUUGGAAAUCAACUUGCAGAGAAAUGUUUCAAAGCUACCAUGGUGUGUAGAAAUAAACAAAAGGACGGACCCACAGCCAAAAAAUUAAACAAAGGAUUGAAAAUUGAUCAACAACUAAGG
Messenger RNA from Xiphias gladius (swordfish), 2888 nucleotides. RefSeq lists its product as uncharacterized. Lineage: Eukaryota; Metazoa; Chordata; Actinopteri; Istiophoriformes; Xiphiidae. The transcript is spliced from 7 exons. The coding region runs from base 426 to 1259 and encodes 277 amino acids. The record is from RefSeq and is a predicted model, not a curated record.